Helianthus annuus (common sunflower) is the source of this 970-nucleotide messenger RNA. Its product is annotated as probable NADH dehydrogenase [ubiquinone] 1 alpha subcomplex subunit 5, mitochondrial. The coding region runs from base 226 to 750 and encodes 174 amino acids. The record is from RefSeq and is a predicted model, not a curated record. The transcript has 2 exons. NCBI's taxonomy places the organism in Eukaryota, Viridiplantae, Streptophyta, Magnoliopsida, Asterales, Asteraceae. Gene Ontology annotation, biological process: respiratory electron transport chain.
UUCGUUUCUAUUUACGAUAUUCGUUUCUAUUUACGAAUAACACAAAAAUAACAUUAUUUGUCUAUUUUGUUUUACAACGUCGGGUUCAAAUGACACACCAGUAACUCAAAACGGGUCAACGGGUCAACGGGUCCGAUCCAUUUCCCAAACCGUAAUACACCAAAACCAGUUCACAAUCCCCCAUUGACACAACCAGCAAGCUCCAAAUCAAAGAGAUCUGGAACGAUGUUUCUUCGGAGGUUUGCGCGGCCAUCAUCACUGAUGAUGAUGGCGAAGGUGAAGGAAACAACGGGGAUCGUAGGUCUGGAAGUGGUCCCCAACGCACGGGAGGUGUUAAUCGGUCUAUACAACAAAACCCUAACCGAGAUCCAGCAAGUACCGGAGGACGAAGGCUACCGUAAGGCCGUCGAGAGCUUCACGCGCCACCGCUUGAAGGUGUGCGAAGAGGAAGAGGAUUGGGAGGUUAUUGAGAAGCGCCUUGGUUGUGGUCAAGUUGAAGAGCUUAUUGAAGAGGCUCAGGAUGAACUCAAACUCAUUGAUAAAAUGAUCGAGUGGGACCCAUGGGGUGUACCUGAUGACUAUGAAUGUGAAGUAGUUGAAAACGACGCUCCGGUUCCAAAACACGUGCCACUGCACCGGCCCGGUCCUCUUCCCGAGGAGUUCUACAAGACGUUGGAUGCUAUCAUGACCAGAAAAUUAGACGCUCCCCCCAAGAAAGAUGAGCCCGUGAUCUCGUCAACUUCUCAAUAAGCAUGAGCCCUGCUGGUUCGGGUAUUUGGGCUUUGUUUCAUUAUUUUGAGUUAAAGGUUCGUUUCUAUUUAUAGAAAGCUGAAUCUUUACCUUUAAAGAAUUGCUGUUCGUGUUUUAUCUAAAUAUUAUCUUGUCAGCCCUUGAAUUUAGGAGUUUAAUAAACAUAAAUUCUGAGGAUAAUUUGGCAUAAAAAAUUUAUGAAAAUGAUCUUUGUUUCUGA